This is a messenger RNA of Bipolaris maydis ATCC 48331, 1262 nucleotides long. RefSeq lists its product as uncharacterized. The record is from RefSeq and is a predicted model, not a curated record. NCBI's taxonomy places the organism in Eukaryota, Fungi, Ascomycota, Dothideomycetes, Pleosporales, Pleosporaceae.
ACCUCUCAACCAAAUCGAAGAAUAAGGAACUCAGUUGUGAUGCGUGUCGUUGUAUUUGGAGCUUCCGGCGUUCAGGGCCGCCAUCAAGUCCACGUCCUCGCGCAAGCAGACCAUUCCGUGGUUGCGGUCAGUCGCAACCCUCAACCACUACAGAUUGACAGAAAGCCUGUCGAAACGUUUGCUGCAGAUUUUUCCAACAAAGCUGCACUUGAAAAGGCACUCCAAGGCGCAGACCGAGUGUUCCUCAACCUGCCAUCAACUUCUUUCAACAAGUCCGAACCCAUCAUCGCCGCUGCACGAGACAUUGGCGAAGCUGCGAAGAAAGCCAAGGUUCCCCUGAUACUUUUCAAUACCAGCAUGCCGGUUCCCAAGCAGCCGCAAGAUAUCCAAGCACAGGAUGAUCGAAGAGUAAUGAGAUCCUUGUUACGGGAGCAUGUCCCGGUAAUCAGCAUUGAGCCCGUGGUUUACCUUGACAAUCUUCUUGAAGGCUGGGCUUUGCCUCCAAUCCGCGACCGACAGACCGUCGUCUACUGCCACAAGCCAGACCUUCGCGUAUCAUGGAUCUGCCACCACGAUGUUGCGCAAAUCAUGAUGGCUGCCAUGCAUAGACCAGAACUUGCGGGACGCGACAUUCCUAUUGGAGGACCUGAAACGGUUGUACUUUCUCAGCUUACUGAGAAACUAUCGAGAGCCUGGGGUAAAGAGCUGAGCUACGAAAACCAGACUGUGUCGGAUUUUUGUGACAAGAUUAGCAAGACGAUGCAGGGAAGAGGGCUGGGAACGGAGACGGUUGUGAGCCAGAUGUUCAAGGCUUAUACAUACUACAAUGAGGCAGAAGAUGAGCCGUUCAACAUCGACAUGAAGCCUAUCAUUAGUGAACUGGGUGUUAAGCUUACGCCGAUUGAAGAGUGGGCUGAGAGAAGAAGUCCUUGGAAUGACAAAGGUUACUACUAGAGAUCGAGUUGAACCAGAAAUUGGAAUGGAUUGUCAUGAAUCACUCUGACGUCACAGCUGGAAUAUAUUAUGACUUUGAGCUCAUCGCUAUACCUUAAGCGAGGGAUAAGUUGCAUCACAGGAUGAUAUCGUAUAAUAGAUGUGGACGUCCGAUAGUUGCAUACCCAGCAUUGAAGAAUCGUGAAAAUUGACUUGCAAACUAUUGUAGGUUACUUCUGAGUAUUAUUGUAGCUAACGUGCGGGAUCAGUAAGCUGGAAAGAUCAGUAAGCUGAACGCCCCACCCAACCUGACGCGACUGUCUGCACAA